AUGCAAGAAUUCGAAGCCGCGAAGUCGGCGAUUCUUAAGGUGAAACCCAGCGCGAAUGUGAUCGCGAAUCGCGUGGACGCGUAUCCGAUCACCGUCAGGGUAAGCGUGGGCGAACGCGAAGUGUGGAGCGGGAGACAACAGCUGUUGUUCCGGAAAAAUGGAAGACCGGCGAUGAAGGAUAUCGAGGAAGCGAUGCGAAAGCUCGGUUGA
Molecule: messenger RNA, 210 nt
Organism: Ostreococcus lucimarinus CCE9901
Lineage: Eukaryota; Viridiplantae; Chlorophyta; Mamiellophyceae; Mamiellales; Bathycoccaceae
Exons: 1
Coding region: 1-210 (69 amino acids)
Source: RefSeq, a predicted model, not a curated record